UUGCUUACCAAUUGUUCAACUAUUUCUGUUCUUUACAAAAGGUCAAGAGUAGAAGAAAGAGAAGAAAAAAAAAUUACAAAACUACAUGUAAAAUUAAAGAAAGAAUCGUAUAGCUAUCUAGUUGGUUUUGAUUUGGUAACCAAAGCUAGAAAGAAAGAUGGGGAUCAAUGAUGAAGAUCAUUGCUGCUAUGGGUCAAGAAAAGGGUAUCAUGCAUGGAGAUUUCCAACAUCAUCAAUGAAGCUGUUGCUGUUUAUGGUACCGUUGAUAGUUGUUUCUGGGUUUAUUGCUGUAUUGGGUCCUAAAUUUUCUACUAAUUUAGAGUUCUUAUCUACACAUUCUUGGCUUGUUAAGUAUGGUGCUUCUUUAAAUAGUUCUUUGCCAGUAGUUUCACAUGCAAAACUGCAGAGUGAAAGGGUAGUACGAGUUCAGGAUUUGCAUCCAGCGGUGGUAGUUAUGGAGGAGGCAGAGGCGGCUGUGGAUACAGCAGAUAGGAAGGUCCUUAUUUCUAAUGAGGCUUCUUCUCCAGCUACACUUGAUGUUCAGGCUAUAGACAUUCAACAACUUAAUGCAACUGGAGAAAAUGACAAGCAAAUCUCAAGUAACAGAAGUAGUAUUGCUGCCUGGCCCAAUGAUAGCUCCAUCAAAACAACACAUCAAAAAGCAUUUACCAACUUAGAAAGGCUUGAAGCCGGUCUCCAAAAUGCUCGUGCUGCAAUAAAAGAGGCUAAAAAUGAAAAUCAAACAGAGGAUCCUGAAUAUGUUCCUAUCGGCCCUAUGUACUGGAACUCCAAAGUCUUCCACAGGAGUUACUUGGAAAUGGAAAAACAGUUCAAAGUCUUUGUCUAUGAAGAAGGGGAACCUCCAGUAUUUCACAAUGGCCCUUGCAAGAGUAUAUACUCCAUGGAAGGAAAUUUUAUUCACAGAAUGGAGAUUGAUGACCAGUUCCGAACAAAAGAUCCUGAAAAGGCACAUGUUUAUUUCCUUCCCUUCAGUGUGGCAAUGAUGGUCCAGUUUGUCUAUGUGCGUGAUUCGCAUGAUUUUGGUCCCAUAAAGAGGACUGUAAGAGACUAUGUUAAUCUUGUUGCUGGGAAAUACCCCUACUGGAACCGAAGCCUUGGAGCUGACCAUUUCAUGCUUUCUUGCCAUGAUUGGGGGCCGGAAACUUCAUUUUCCCUUCCUGAUCUUGCAAAGAACUCGAUUCGUGCACUGUGCAAUGCGAACACAUCAGAAAGAUUCAAUCCCAUCAAGGAUGUAUCCUUUCCAGAAAUUAAUCUCCAAACCGGUACAACAAAGGGCUUUAUUGGUGGACCAUCUCCAUCAAAACGAUCAAUAUUGGCCUUCUUUGCUGGAGGGCUUCAUGGCCCUAUAAGGCCUAUCCUUCUCGAGCACUGGGAAAACAAAGACAACGAUAUGAAGGUUCAUCGAUACCUUCCUAAAGGCGUAUCCUACUAUGAGAUGAUGAGAAAAAGCAAGUUCUGCCUUUGUCCAAGUGGCUAUGAAGUUGCAAGUCCAAGAGUUGUGGAGGCGUUGUAUACAGGGUGCGUGCCGGUGCUGAUCUCGGACCACUAUGUCCCGCCUUUUAGCGACGUCUUGAAUUGGAAGUCAUUCUCUGUUGAGGUUCCGGUGAGCGAUAUCCCUAACUUGAAGAGAAUAUUGACAAGCAUAUCUUCAAGGCAGUAUAUCAGAAUGCAAAGAAGAGUAUUGCAAGUAAGGAGGCAUUUUGAGGUUAACUCUCCGCCAAAGCGGUAUGAUGUUUUUCACAUGAUUCUUCAUUCAAUAUGGCUCAGAAGACUCAAUGUCAAAAUCCAUGAUGAUCAAUUAUCCAUCACCAGCUGAUCGAUCGAAAACGGAAUGGAUAUUAUUAGGUAACUAGAUUUUAAUGAAUUCUUUCUGUUUGAUCAUAUAUGAGGCAAUCAUCUGUAAGUAAGUGCGUUUAUGUAUCAUAUUUGACAUGGGACAUGGUGAAAUUGCGGAAGUUGAUGUAGUUCUCUGGA
Ricinus communis (castor bean) is the source of this 1995-nucleotide messenger RNA. Its product is annotated as probable glycosyltransferase At5g03795. Gene Ontology annotation, molecular function: glycosyltransferase activity. The record is from RefSeq and is a predicted model, not a curated record. The transcript has 4 exons. Bases 158 to 1837 code for a protein of 559 amino acids. Lineage: Eukaryota; Viridiplantae; Streptophyta; Magnoliopsida; Malpighiales; Euphorbiaceae.